AUGCCCGGCAAUAACAACAAGGACGUUGCGCACGCCGACGAGACUAAGACUAAGGCUGCAGGUUCCAGCAGCCAGGUCUCCGCCGACAACCAGGAUGCGGGCGAGCCCGCGAUCAAGCCGCGCAAGCGGCUACCAGACAGCCGCCCCCCUCUCUCAGCGGAGCGACUGGCCAAGGCCAAGGCCGACGCCGAGGCCAAAGCCCAAGAACUUGCUGCUGCCCGCAGAGCAGCCAAAGCCCAAGGCGGCCAAGGCCUUGCUCCUGCGCCGGUCCCCGCCCCCGCGCCUGCUGCCGCAUCCACCAGCAACGCCGCCGCCAACAAGGACGACUGGACCAACGAGGAGAAGGUGAAGCUCCUCUUGUGCCGAGUGUGCAUCUCCAAGGGCAGUUCCCUUGCCGAGGCUGCUCCGAAAUUACUCCCCCACCGUCCGAUCGACGAGUGCGCUCGUGUCCUGGCCGAGCUGGGCACCCAGCACCGCUUCGACGACCUCGUCUAG
Canariomyces notabilis is the source of this 495-nucleotide messenger RNA. RefSeq lists its product as uncharacterized. The record is from RefSeq and is a predicted model, not a curated record. Lineage: Eukaryota; Fungi; Ascomycota; Sordariomycetes; Sordariales; Chaetomiaceae. The transcript has 3 exons. Bases 1 to 495 code for a protein of 164 amino acids.